UCAAAUAAAGUUUACAAAACUAAAAUAAAGUUUUUUGUUUUAUGUCAGGAAUUUCGCGAACACAAUGUUGCUUAUAGGCAACAUUUGGCCAUAGUAGCAAUAAUAUUUUGUAUUUUAUUCUUUUAGAAAUGCGUCCAAAAGGUCUUACAGAUCUAGAAAUAAAACAGAUAAUAAACUUCGAUUGGAAUAAUUCUGAUGAUGAAGAAGAUGAGGAAGAAGAAGAAGAGUUAUAUGAUUCGAAUCUGGAGAAAUUCAUUGAAGAAACGAUGGAUAAAGUAUUGGAAAGAGGGGAAAACGUUGAAAUAAAUUUGAUAGACGGUAUUGUUGGAGAAGAUGAGCAUGCUGAUGAAGAAGUUGAAAAUGUUGCGGACACAGAAAACAUCGCCGAGGUAAGUUAUGAAAAAAUCAAUCUGGAGAAAUUGAGAUGGAGGAACGCGGGCCUAACCGUUUUUGAAACUGCUUGGAAAGAAGAUCAAGUUUGUCGAGAAGUCAAAGUGCCAAUCAAAUACUUCAAUGAAUUCUUCGAUGAUGAAAUAAUAAACAAGAUUUGCAACGAAACAAAUCUGUAUUCAAUGCAAACUAAAGGAGUAGAGCUAAACUGUUCGCCAUUCGAAAUUAGGCGAUUCUUUGGUGUACUUCUUUAUUUAGGCAUUAUACAAGUUCCAAAUUUGAGAAUGGCUUGGAUGCCAAACUUCAGGUUAACGGCUGUUGCAGAUUCUAUUUCAAGAGCGCGUUUUGAGAAAAUCAAAGAAUCUUUCCACAUAAAUGAUAAUUCUCAACAGCCGGAGCGCGGAAAAGUUGUAUAAAAUCAACCACCGUUCCAAGAAGUGGUAUAUGCGUAUAGUGUACUGGUGUCUUAGCACAGCAGUAGUCAAUAGCUGGUUGAUGUAUAGAAGGGACCUAAAAAAUCAAGCUGGGAAAACGAAACAUAUGUCAUUGUUAAACUUUCAACUGAUGAUAUCAAACGAGCUUUUACACGCGUCUGAUAUGGAGCCAGUAAACCAACGCAAAAGAGGUCGCCCAUUGGCAGCUCUUUCAAGCAUAGACUCAGAUUCAUCAUCACCGUCGUCUCCAGCACCAUCAAAUAUUUCAAACGUUUCAUCACAAGGUUCAUCGCAAUCUACAAAACGAUCAUAUAUAUCUAAACCUCCAAAAUCCAUGCGCCUCGAUCAAGUCGGUCAUUGGGUUGAAUGGGGAGCAAA
Messenger RNA from Rhagoletis zephyria (snowberry fruit fly), 1202 nucleotides. Its product is annotated as piggyBac transposable element-derived protein 2-like. The record is from RefSeq and is a predicted model, not a curated record. NCBI's taxonomy places the organism in Eukaryota, Metazoa, Arthropoda, Insecta, Diptera, Tephritidae. Gene Ontology annotation, molecular function: sequence-specific DNA binding.